Messenger RNA from Cebus imitator (Panamanian white-faced capuchin), 1650 nucleotides. It is a transcript of the gene PPAN, whose product is annotated as peter pan homolog. Gene Ontology annotation, cellular component: preribosome, large subunit precursor. Bases 127 to 1518 code for a protein of 463 amino acids. Gene Ontology annotation, molecular function: rRNA binding. The transcript is spliced from 12 exons. NCBI's taxonomy places the organism in Eukaryota, Metazoa, Chordata, Mammalia, Primates, Cebidae. Gene Ontology annotation, biological process: ribosomal large subunit assembly; rRNA processing. The record is from RefSeq and is a predicted model, not a curated record.
CUAGUGCGCAGGACCACCUGAUGACGUCACCACGCCGUGCCGAUUUCCGUGAGGCCUCUCAGACGCCGGAAGUGAGCUGUGCGGCGCCGGAAUCGGCAGAGGAAGCCUCGCUGAGGACACAGCAGCAUGGGGCGGUCAGGAAGGUCCCGGCACCAGAAGCGUGCGCGCGCCCAGGCGCAGCUCCACAACCUCGAGGCCUAUGCCGCCAACCCGCACUCGUUCGUGUUCACGCGGGGCUGCGCGGGUCAGAACAUCCGGCAGCUCACUUUGGACCUGCGGCGGGUCAUGGAGCCGCUCACUGCCAGCCGCCUGCAGGUUCGUAAGAAGAAUUCACUGAAGGACUGCGUGGCAGUGGCUGGGCCCCUCGGUGUCACACACUUUCUGAUCCUGAGCAAAACAGAGACUGGCGUCUACUUUAAGCUGAUGCGCCUCCCAGGAGGCCCUACCUUGACCUUCCAGGUCAAGAAGUACUCACUGGUGCGUGACGUGGUCUCCUCACUGCGCCGGCACCGCAUGCACGAGCAGCAGUUUGCCCACCCGCCCCUCCUGGUGCUCAACAGCUUUGGCCCCCAUGGCAUGCAUGUGAAGCUCAUGGCCACCAUGUUCCAGAACCUGUUCCCUUCCAUCAACGUGCACAAGGUAAACCUGAACACCAUCAAGCGCUGCCUCCUCAUUGACUACAACCCUGACUCCCAGGAGCUGGACUUCCGCCACUAUAGCAUCAAGGUUGUUCCUGUGGGUGCGAGUCGUGGGAUGAAGAAGCUUCUCCAGGAGAAGUUCCCCAACAUGAGCCGCCUGCAGGACAUCAGUGAGCUGCUGGCCACGGGCGCAGGGCUGUCGGAGAGCGAGGCGGAGCCCGACGGUGAGCAUAACAUCACAGAGCUACCCCAGGCCGUUGCUGGCCGCGGCAACAUGCCGGCCCAACAGAGCGCCGUGCGGCUCACUGAGAUCGGCCCGAGGAUGACGCUGCAACUCAUCAAGGUCCAGGACGGCAUUGGGGAGGGCAAAGUGAUGUUCCACAGUUUUGUGCGCAAGACGGAGGAGGAGCUGCAGGCCAUCCUGGAAGCCAAGGAGAAGAGGCUGCAGCUGAAGGCGCAGAGGCGGGCCCAGCAGGCCCAGAACGUGCAGCGCAAGCAGGAGCAGCGGGAGGCCCACAGGGAGAAGAGCCUGGAGGGCAUGAAGAAGGCACAGGUUGGGUGCAGUCACGAAGUGGCCUCGAGGAGGGCGAGCCUUCAGUUGAGUGAGGAGUUCGAUGACGUGGAAGAUGAUGACAUCGAGUAUUUCUGCCAGGCGGUGGGCGAGGCGCCCAGUGAGGACCUGUUCCCUGAGGCAAAGCAGAAACAGCCAGCCAAGUGUCCGGGCUGGAAGCGGCGGGAAACAGACCGAGGCCAGGGUCGCUUUAGUGACCAGAAGUUGCCCAAGGACAAGCCCCAAGGGGUCCAGGGCAGGCGGGGGCCGAAGGGGGUUUCCUGGCAUCGUGGACGGGGCCGGGGCAGGCCUCGGAAGAGAGCAGUGUGAGGCCGAGCCGCGCUGGAGCAGUGGAUAGAUUGAAUGCCCCAGAUUGGGGCCCGAGAGAUGGCGGCCCUCGGUUUCCUUUCAUAAAGGAGUUGUGUCCCCAACCCUUCCACUCCAAUAAAGGACUGAACUGGC